Molecule: messenger RNA, 1894 nt
Organism: Emericellopsis atlantica
Lineage: Eukaryota; Fungi; Ascomycota; Sordariomycetes; Hypocreales; Bionectriaceae
Exons: 2
Coding region: 95-1894 (599 amino acids)
Source: RefSeq, a predicted model, not a curated record
GAUUCCCACCCAUCGCCUCUUUCUUGUCAUCAGUCGCCCGACUUCAAUUAAUGCUGUGUUCUUUUGCGCUGUCACGCGUACCUCUCAUGUCGACAUGGCGGCGACGAGCUCCUUGGAAAGGCUGCUCCGGACAGUGCGCUCACAGGAGAGCAAAGAUCGUGCGCACGGAGAUGAACUUGACCUUGAGAUUGCCAGACUUGAGAGGGAGCGCGUCGGCAUUGACGCGCGCCUCGAGAGGCACAAGGCGAUCCAAUCGAAGCUCGAAGUGCAUGCCGCGACCAAAUCGCAACUCGAGACCGACAUUGCCCAGCUAGACGAGGACAUCCGGAAGCAAUGCGAGAAGUAUCGCGAUUUCUCCGAUGGCUCGUUGUUAAAAAAAGUCUUUCGAAGCGAGCAGCCUCUCAUUAGGCCUUUGAUUUCACAGAGGGAGGCAAAGCUGCGGAGCCUACGCGACCUAGAAAUCCGAGAGCCGGGCCUUUUUGAUGAAAUUGAUGCGGAGGACAUCUACCUUCCUGAAUCAACGCCAUCAGAUGAUGGAUCUGGCGAUGUGGAUCAUGGCGGGGAUAGAGGUUCGAGUACGACGGAUGACCCCCCCGACACUAUCGACGAGCAAGCAGUGAAAGUCCUUCCUCGCCAGUCUGCACCAAACCAUAAGAUUCAAAAGAAGCGUCGCCGGUCUCAACGAGAAGACACUCCGCGCAAAGUCUCUAGGCUCGCAGACCGUACAAUCGAUAUUAGCAUAUUCUUCCAAGAUGGCAAGAGUAAACACAGGAUAUUCAGAGCCAAUGGUGACGAGGAGAAUUGGUGGAUUGUGUGGUGCAAAGAACACAGCAUGACUUUCACAACCAAGAACCCACUUGCCGGGGCUGGCAAGCAUCUACACUCCGACCGACAUGGGAGCAUGGAUAAGUCGAACGAAACGGCCCUCGCACACUUAGGCUACAAGGUGCUCAACUGCAAUCCGCAGCUGGCAGAGGAGAACAACCUCGCUUUAGACGCGGAGCUGGAAAAUCGCGGGUCUCAUGCUCCUCACAAGAGCAAGUGGCACAUAACGGUAUCCGGCGGCGGCGACGAUGGCACAGCCGAUUUUGUUCCCGAGGCUCAUGUCGAGAAGCCGAUGAAGCGGAGAGCCGACACCUCAUCGCAGGCCGUGCUCGAUCCCAUCCCUGGUCACAUCUAUCUUGCCUGGAUAUCGCAGGACUUUAGGGGUGCAUUCUGCUUGCCACUCCCGCCCACUGUCGAAGGGACUGGCGACGCCGAGCUGCAGGCGCAUACGGAAGAUCUCGUCGAGGAAAUGAAGAAAGAGCCUCCGGCUUGCUAUACUAUGAGGAAUGGUAGAUUUGUGUGGGCCAAGGACUACGAGGAUCAUGGGUCUAGGGUCCAGGAGCGACAACAUCCUGUAGUCAUUAUCAACAAUGACAAUAGGACGAAAUGGACGCGAGCUUGGAUUCCAGCAAAGAAUCUCCGGGAGGUCGGCGAGACUGACCCAUCUCUGCAUUUCGUCGCUAACCGCAGCGCUGUUCUCAGGGAGCUGGAACGGCGAAACCGCCAGGACGAAGGCAGCCCGGUCGCAGGGCUUGGCGAGGGACAGACUUCAGGUGUCCAGGGCACAGGCAAUGGUGACCCGGAGAUCAAAACCCAAUUGUCUGUAAAUGAAGACAAUCCACAACCUGCCGCGGAGCCAGAUACAGCCGGCGAAUCACCGACACCAGACCGUUCUCGUGGCAGGCAAGGAAGUGCCUUCUCGACCCGGAGACCAGAGGAUAAAAAUUCUGCCACUUGCUAUCCAAGCUUUCGUGGCUCUACCACUGCUACGGUCACCGACGAGUCGGUAGGUGGUGAGAACAAGGCGCUGCGCCGAUUUUCCAUCAAGAUUGGAGAGCUCCUCACCUAG